AUAAAGCCUGUUCAAUCAAUGUCUCUUCAAGAAUCUUUAAAAAGUUACUUAUAAUUGUAAGACUGUAAAGUAUACUCAAAAACAAGAGAAAAAAGAAAAUAAUAAACAAAAGCUGAGACAUCGUAAUACAGCAUGUGUAUCCAGGUCAUUUCGUGAUCACUAGAGUUCGACAAGCACGUUUCGCUGAUGUAGUAGCUGUCUGCCUCACCGAGUAGCUCUCAUCCCGGCCACAAAGGUGCACUCGAAACGUACAUCCACCCCUGCCGUUCUAUCGACAUUUCCAGCAGCGUGAGGACUUCCCCGGCCAGACACUCACGGCGCUGGCGCGGUCCCAAGUUGCCUGCUGCUGCCACCGUGUUGCCCUGCUGCGCGCGAUAACGUUUUUUCUACCCUCCGCUCGGUUACUGUGGAGCGCUCUCGCGCAGUUUCGCUCUAGUUGAGUGAGCAAGCUCCGUAGCAGCAGCAUUGACCGUCAUCGCGUGCGUGGGCGCGCUUGCUCUUCCCGAGCAAGCGAAAACACCUAGCAGAGAAGGGGAAGAGAAAGAGGAACAGUAGAAUAAACAAGAAGAGCUCGUCAGCUGGACAAUAGGCAAAAUGACUGAGGUGCUACGGAUAAUUUCGCAGAAGGAAAAAGAAGAGGUCGGAGGUCGACUCCCCAGCCAGUAGAUAUAUAUAGUUAAUCUGUGGGAGAGGAGAGCUCAUCGUUCGAUUGUUUGGUUGUGCCCAGUGCUUUUGAGCCAACCUAGAGCUUGUUCAACCGAUCAAGAAUGAGCAUCUCCCAUGACAGCGCUUCCACUAUUGUUUGCAAGGAGGUUUUCGAUGAAAACUCCCAACCUUCGGAAAAAGAGGUGAUAGACUACGCGCGCCGCUUGGGGAUUGAUCCGGACAGCGAACCCUAUCUUCUGGACUUGGCACGCGAGGGUCUUAUGGCAGCCCUUCCCAAGGGCUGGACACCGGUCUACAAUGAUGCGGCCAAGAGCUUCUAUUAUUACCAGCGCUCAACCAACGUCACCACAUGGGAGCAUCCACUGGAUGCCGUUUACAAGGACCUGGUCGCGCAGGCUCGCGCCAGUAACCGACGUCGGGCUAGCGUCGACGAAGACUCGAAGAUCGGAGCCGAUGAUGCUGAGCCGGACUAUCAGCAGCUACCAGUAUCCAGCGGACUGCCACCUCCGGUGCCAGGCCCACUCAAAUCACCGACAACGCGGAUCCCAAUGAAACUGGCGCCUCUAAAGAGGCAUCGCAGCGAAAGCUCGUCAGGCUUUCCUCGUCGUUCCCCGAGCUCGCUUGACCGGCUGACGAGAGGCUGGAAGAGCGGGGAUUCGGAUAUGGAGCCGCACUCGAGCAGUGCACGGUCCUCACUGUCAAGUGAUCGGGCCUCGCGGGACUACACAAACUUACGCUUUCAGGAUCCCCAGUUCUAUGAAAGUCCCAAGCUUAUGGAUAACGACAAGAAGAAACUGGAUUUUAGGGAUGUAUUGAAACGCUCGGAGUCCCUGAGCCCCCGAUACGAGGAAGACUGGCGUCAGCUGAGCAAUCGCUUCAGUUCGGAUGAAAAUAUUAUCGACAUCGAAAAUCUUGCUAGCAGUGCACUCAAGCAAAAGUCUCGAACACCUUUGACGCCAAGCAGAGAAACCGCGAGCAGUCCUGUUCAAGUGCAGCAGCAGCAACUUCCGAAGGAGUUGACGCUUAGCGGCGGUGGGUCGAUUUUUCUUAAGAGCAACAGGAGCAGAGACACGACACCCUGCCACGAUGAGACAAGGCCUCUUGAAGACCCUCAGGCUGCUGGAGGAAGCGAUCUUGUGGUCCCCGGCGGGGGCAGCCUCGAUGACAUGAGUGCCUCCACCGGCGAGAGGCUAAAAUCUAUUUUGAGAGAAAAAGCUGCUGAAGAUGGUAAGUUUUUGGAUGAAAGGCCAUUUGAAGAAGAGCGCAAGAGCGUUAGAUUCGAUUUACAAAAAGUAGCCAUUCAGACUGCUGUAACAAAAUUUAACGACAGUGAUUCUGACGAAGAAGAUACAGAAGGUAGUGGACCGGAAGAACGAACUGGGGGGAUCGCAUCGGUGAUAGCGGCUAGGCGUGCAGCUGCAGUUUUUUCCCUUCAGCAAGUUCUGAAUCGUCAAGGGGGAGCAGACUUUGGACCAAGUAGAACUUUUGUAAAGAGAGUCGAUAUCGAUGUUAAGAACCCGAAAAUCAUUGGGAAUCGAUUCGUCGUAGAAAAUGUUUCUGAAAAAGAGCAUAUGCAACAGCAAGAGAGUCGAUCCAUUGAUGACGAAGAAUUCCUUCCAAAUAAAUUUGAGAACGUUAAGAACAUCGAUCUGAUUUCAAAAAGUGAUUCUGAGAAGACCACACCAAGAAGCAGUGAAUCUAGAUCGAGUUUUUUAGAUGAUCUGCGUAAAAGCAAAGAGAUUAUGAUGGAAAAUAUGAAAAAAUCCGAAUUGAGAGCCAAAAAAAUUGCAGAAGACGAGGCUAGAAUAGCGGAAAAUCAAUCAUGGUCGUCGAAAAUGCUGCGUAGUUUGGAACUGUCUAAAGAAGGUAUUAAAAGUCCAUCAUCUGAGAAUCUUAUGACUAAUUUGGAAGCAAUAAAAAAUAAUAUGAUUAAGGAGAACGAAAAUGAGAUACGAAUCUUCAAACAAGAGUUGGAUAGCAAAUUAGAGGCGGUGAAAAAUCAACUGGAAAAAGAAUUUAGUAAAGAAAAGCAGUCAUUGGAAGCGAGUAUUCAAAAAAAACUUUUAGAAUUAAGAAAGGAAAUGACUAGCAAGGAAGAACACGAGAUCAAGAAGCUCAUCGAGGACAUGGGUGAGGUGAGGGCAGAUAAUCUUAAAAAGGUAAGAAAUGAGCUGGAAGUAUGCUAUGAAAAAGAACGACAAGAUAUACUGUCAAAUCUGAAAGGCGAAUUGGAUCAACGGAAACGUGAACUCUUGGAGCUCAGAUCCCAGGAGAUAUCCAAAUUAGAGAACGAGCACGAGAGAGGCUUGGAUGAUGAUAAACAGGCAAAAAUAGUUGAGAUGGAAAUCACGCGGCAGCACAAUGAAAGAAUUGAGGAUUUCAGAAAGGAACUUGCUAAAGAGUUUGAUAACGUGAGAGCUGAUCUGAGAGCGCAACAAAGAGAGAAAAUCACUAAAAUUACAGAGGACCAUGAAAAAUGUCUCGCAGAUAUUCUCAGAGACUUCAGAGUUGACGAAGGACUCGCUCGCAAAGUUUAUAAACAACGGCUGGAUGAAAUUCGUACAGACUACUCAAAAGACGUCGAAAACGAAAUGAAGAAACACAAUGACUCGGCUGUUCGUCAAGAAAGCGUAGAUUUCGAGAAAAUUCGCUGCGAAAAGCGACUUCUCGAGGAUAAAUAUAACACCUUGAAAGGAAAGUAUUUAAAAUUAAAGAAAGAUAUGAGAGCAGCCAUUGAGAAAAGAAAUAGGCGCAAGGAACAAGCAAAUACAACAGCAUCGGAAACCGAAAUGUCGACAUCAACUAGAACAAGAACUGAGAGAACUGAAUCCACAGAUCAAAAAUCGCUGCUAACGAAGACAAAUUCCAUCUCGAACUCGAAGCCCAAGGAGAUUUCCCGCCAAAAUUCAAACGCGCUGAAGGAUCAGCAAUCGGAUUUCCAGCAGCAGCAACCGCAACAACGCCUCGUUGUUACAUCAGCUGCCACACAAGCAGCCAAUCAACCUGCGGCUGCGGCUACUGCGCUACAGAAGACCCAAAAGUUUGAGUCUGAUGACACGACAACCUGUAGCGAAACCACCUCAAAUUUACUCAUGAUGAGUAGAAAAAAGAAGUGCUUUACGAAAAAGCCUAGCACUGGAGCCAAUAAGAUAAACAACAAUAUGACUGAUAAUCCAGUGGAAAAUAUUAGAAAGCAAUUGGAAAAACUUGAAGAUCUUGGUGAUCAAUUGCCAAGCAAUGAAACGGCAUACACUGUGCGCUAUCCUUUCCAGGAUAAAUCCCCAACCAACGUUUCAUCGGAACUUGAGUUCUUCAGACACCGCAUACACGUCGAGCGUGAUUCCGUGAAAAGGGCUCGAGAGGCACUGAGGCAACAAAGAAGUGCUUUCCAGAGCAGACAGAGGGCUUGGAAACAACGGAGCGCCAGAGCCACUUUGGAGCAGCUAGUCAAGGAGGAACGUGAACUUUCGGAUAUGGAGGUGAGCUUGCACCGUACCCGCAGUCUAUUGGGUGAAAAAGUAAUCCAUCUACGCCAUCUGGAGCAGUCGUUGGAACGCGUGGCCAACGCUAAGCGUAGCGAGUACAAGUCACCAACACCAGCUGCUGCUACCACAACGGGCAACAAGAGCGACGAAGUCACGUUAAGCGAUAUGUCGAGCGCUAGUAGCGGCUUUAGUUCGACCGACUUGGGCACGGAUACAUUUAUCGACAAAUACUGUCAUUAUCAAGAAUCGACGGAAAUCAUAGCGAGUCUGGAGAACCUUAACUCGGAAAUCCGUGAGAUUUGGGGUGUUCUAAACAAGCGACAAGACAACACCAUACCACCACCACCAACACUGAUGUACACCGAUUUAUCAUGGUUUCCUUACCAGCAUCUGACCACCCAACCUACUACUGUAUCAGCGGCCUUCGGUACACCUAAUAUCCAGUCGAAUAUUCUAUCUCAAUUAACUGCAGGUCAUCCUCCGAGUGCUACACAAAACAUCAUCGCUCAAUAUGGACCAACUAGCGGGUAUACAACUAGUGUAGGCACUGUCGAAGGGUCUGUGGCUCCGAAUCUUAUUGAAAGGACAAGGAAUCUCAAAGACUGGUUGCGCCAGGCACGCGUUGAAACUUCAGAUCUUGUUAGCCCUGGACAAGCGACCCUCUAAAGUUGAAUGAUGGACAAUUUUACAAAUGUUUUAGAACAAUCAAUCAAAUUUUUACUAUUUUAUAAGUUGGUCACCGUGCGCCCAAUCAUUAGUAAGUAAAUAUUACAAUUUGAAAACUAAAAAAACAUAAAUUCCUUAUACUUGGCCUAAAGUGUACUUGAUUAAGUGAAAUUUUUAUGUUCUGUAAUGGCUUAAACCGUAGCCUACGCAAUUUUACAAUGCAUCUAGAUAUUAAUAUAUACAUGUGUAUAAAUGCAUAUAUUUAUGUGUGUAUACAUAAAUGUAUAUUAAUUAUGUAUUUUACAAUAGAUAAUUUGUACAGGUAUGACUACAUUUCAAAGAAAUAACUUGGUCUAGCACAUUAAUGUUUUUUAAUAAACAUUUUUAAUUUUA
This is a messenger RNA of Nasonia vitripennis (jewel wasp), 5210 nucleotides long. It is a transcript of the gene Cep164, whose product is annotated as centrosomal protein of 164 kDa. The coding region runs from base 768 to 4817 and encodes 1349 amino acids. The record is from RefSeq and is a predicted model, not a curated record. NCBI's taxonomy places the organism in Eukaryota, Metazoa, Arthropoda, Insecta, Hymenoptera, Pteromalidae. Gene Ontology annotation, molecular function: protein binding. The transcript has 12 exons.